AUGCACACGGUCCGUAACAAAACGUACAUUCCGAUAAUACAUUCACCACUCGCGCCGAGUACCUCAGUUGCUCAGCUACCAACCCCUUCGUCAUCUUUAUUAUGCGAUAGCGCUCAAAGCAGAAUAAGCAGCCGAUACACAAAUAUCGUGAAACCGGCUAUUAACCACCACCAACGCUUCAACGGCAAAAAGUUUGGUAGUAUUGACAGUAGUAAAGCCGGGGGACAGACCACGAAACAUCAGGAGUGGCGUAAUAGAUUUAAAAAAGAGUGUGCUGAACGCAUUAAGGCGUCAAGAGAUUUGACAGUUAGUCAACGGCGACGGGGGUUGUCUGAAAUUCAGGGAGUGGUGGACGCGGAACAAUCGAUACAAGAAAUGUGGAUGCAGUUCCAAAAGCAGCAUGCUUUGCACAAUUUAUGGUAUGAUCCAGAAGAUUACGAAGAAUUAUUACAGGAAAUUGCUCAAGAAUCAGUAAUGUAUGACCAACAAGAAGCAACGGCGACGACAAUGACGUAUAAUGAUUGCAACGAUAUGAUGAUUGAUGACGAUGAUGUCGACAACGAAGAAAAAGAGAUCGAAUUUGCGAUAAUGAUGGAUGAUGAGGAAUAUCUAAUAAAUAAUAUGUAA
Molecule: messenger RNA, 627 nt
Organism: Ambispora leptoticha
Lineage: Eukaryota; Fungi; Glomeromycota; Glomeromycetes; Archaeosporales; Ambisporaceae
Source: the annotation of a GenBank genome assembly